AUGGCUACUUCAUACAUGGUACGUGCUGCAGCGAAUUACUCUGUUCAGAAACGACCCUUUAUCUUCCCACAUAGGUUUAAGCACUCCAUGACUGUAGGACUUUCCUCGGUAUUCAAGGCUGUUAUCGAUUCAUUAUUUGAGUAUGUGGACGAGCCACUGCUUCCAUCUAAGAGUAACUUUGCUCCGGUGGAAGAGAUAGGGGAAGCCGCGUUUAUCACUCACAUCCAGGGUGAAAUACCUCGGCAUUUUCCAGAGGGUGUCUUCAUUAGAAAUGGACCAAACCCACUAUUCGGAGGACUCAAAUCAACCAAUUCUAUUUUGGGGAGGACAAAUAACGCUUGGGUGGAAGGAGAAGGAAUGCUUCAUGCUUUGUAUUUCAAAAAACAAAAUGACGGGAGCUGCAUCGUCGUCUACAACAACCGAUACGUUGAAACUGAAACAUACAAGAUUGAGAAACACAGUAACAAACCUUUGUUUCUCCCUUCAGUUACAGGAGAUUCAUUGGCCGUUUUGUCUUCGCUUCUGCUAAACUGGUUGAGAUUUGGAAAACCAAAUAGAGAUUAUAGCAACACCAAUGUGAUAGAGCAUUCAGGCAAGUUCUACUCCAUUACUGAAACUCACAUGCCACAAGAGAUUGACAUCCUCAAACUUAGUACUUUAAAGGACUGGGAUGUCAAUGGAGACUGGAAUCGUCCUUUUGCCAGCCACCCCAAGAAAGUUCCAGGUAGAGGAGAGCUGGUUAUUUUUGGAGUAGAUCCAACUAAACCCUAUCUGGAAGUUGGAAUAGUAUCUGCUAAUGGAAAGGAAAUGGUUUAUAAACAAGACAUAAAACUAGACAGGUGCUCUUUUUGCCAUGAUAUAGGUAUCACAAGCAGGUACAUUGCGAUAUUGGAUUUUCCACUGACAAUAGAUUUUAACAGACUACUUACAAAAGAACAAUAUAUCAAAUACGACAAGGAGAAAUAUGCGAGGAUUGGGAUAAUGCCUCUCUAUGGUGAUGCAGAAUCAAUCCAUUGGUUUGAGGUGGAACCUAAUAGCACAUUUCAUGUCAUCAAUACUUUUGAGGAUGGUGAUGAGGUUGUAAUAUGGGGCUGCAGAGCACUAGAUUCAAUAAUUCCAGGACCUGAAGAUGGUCUAAAUGAAAACUGGUUCUCUCGUUGUUAUGAAUGGCGAUUAAACAUGAAAAAUGGGGAGGUUAAGGAGAAAUAUCUCACUGCACCGCAACAGUUUAUGGAUUUCCCCCUAAUCCAUCCAAGUUUCACAGGAAUUAAGAAUAGAUAUGGAUACACCCAAGUGAUUGAUCCCAUUGCGAGUUGUGCUGCAAACAUUCCUAAAUACGGAGCUCUAGCCAAGCUACAUUUUGAAGAACCAUGUUCAGAAUUCCUUACGGGAGAGACACAAGAAGAAGAGUCUAUAAGGGUUGAAUAUCAUAGGUUUGAAAGGAAUGUGUUUUGCACUGGAUCUUCCUUUCCACCCCAACCCCCAACACUCAGAAGCAAGGCCACCAACACCCUCUCAAUGCUUACUCUCAGUCACCCCAAGGUGUUUACAAGGAGAGAGUGUAAGAAAAUGGCCUCAAAGCUUCAAGAAAUGGUGAAAGAAAGAGAAGGAGACACCAAGUCGGCAAGGAGACCACACUCAACAGCCACUCACGCACAAAUCUGA
Gastrolobium bilobum is the source of this 1665-nucleotide messenger RNA. RefSeq names its product carotenoid 9,10(9',10')-cleavage dioxygenase 1-like. Lineage: Eukaryota; Viridiplantae; Streptophyta; Magnoliopsida; Fabales; Fabaceae. Gene Ontology annotation, cellular component: chloroplast stroma. Bases 1 to 1665 code for a protein of 554 amino acids. Gene Ontology annotation, biological process: carotene catabolic process. Gene Ontology annotation, molecular function: carotenoid dioxygenase activity. The record is from RefSeq and is a predicted model, not a curated record. The transcript has 14 exons.